AUGGAACAUUACAUUAGUUUACAAAUAUUACAAUUGAAUAUGCUGUAUGUGAAUUGCGUUUUUAUAUUAAAGGCUUGUUUCAAAAGAAUCGAUGACAAUCUAAUGAUUCUACGAGAAUUCGUGAUUAAAGAUAAAUCGCAUAUUCCUAGACUGAUUUAUUACCACCAAAGAAACCCACUUCUGUUGGAAGGAAUUAAGGUUCUACGAAAGGAACAUCUGAUGAUUAGCAAUACAAUGCAGAUGUUGAAUAAAAUUUUCAGUCUGCAGCUCCUCGCGACUUUUGCCAUAGCCUUCAUCGAGAUUACUUUCGAAAUAUAUUUUAAUACAGUGCAGUGGAAAAACGGGCUGUCUAUCAGUCUGACUAAGCAGGUUCAUAACUCGUUCGUAAUAUCCUACUUGACGUAUCAUAUUCUAAAAGUACUAUUAAUAAUAUGGAGUUGUGAAACCGGCAAAAAUCAAGCCAUAAAAAUUAGCACCACUGUCCAUGAUGUUCUUAAUAGUACCAGCGACAAAAACAUAAAAUAUGAGUUGCACCUGUUUUCUUUACAAAUACUGCAUAGCAACAAUACAUUUUCUAUGAAAUGUCUUACUGUGGAUGCAACUUUUCUCACUGCGAUGGUGGGUACUGUCACCACGUAUCUUUUAAUUUUAAUUCAAUUCUUAAUCUCAUCGCAUUCUUGCAAUGGAAAGAUUACAAAAAACGAUUAA
This is a messenger RNA of Trachymyrmex cornetzi, 708 nucleotides long. RefSeq names its product putative gustatory receptor 28b. Gene Ontology annotation, biological process: chemosensory behavior; male courtship behavior; sensory perception of taste. The record is from RefSeq and is a predicted model, not a curated record. The coding region runs from base 1 to 708 and encodes 235 amino acids. Gene Ontology annotation, cellular component: membrane; axon; dendrite. Lineage: Eukaryota; Metazoa; Arthropoda; Insecta; Hymenoptera; Formicidae. The transcript is spliced from 3 exons.